AUGAUGCUCUACUGCAAAGCCCUACGAUCAAUGGGCAUUGAGAACAUUGCAUUCGUUACACGCAUCUACAUUCCACAUUCCAUUCAAAUACAAGCAACAGCUAAUAAAAACAGAGCCCUGUCUCCCCUAGAACGCAUAGCCCUCCAAAUGGCCAAAUCCGGCGCCCUAAACCAACUUCGCCUGAUAGCUGCUGAACCGGACUUCUACCUCUCCAAACUCCGGCUCCUCGAGGAGCUGAUGAGGAGCGGUAGUAGUGGUAGUGGUGGUUCGAACGAGAAAAUAGCACGGCGUCGAGACGUCUAUUUGCAGAUUCCACGGUCAAGUAUUGAGAAUUACGGACGGACGCUGCAGGACGGUAAUACUCCUGGUGCUUCUGCUCCUACCACUGCUGCUGCUGCUGCUUCUCAUGAUGACGGGGGAGCUGGUGCCCAGCUGAUUGAGUCCACAGCUCUGUUCUGGAACCUCCUCGAAACAUCCCAGGUUGGGCUGCAGUCCUUCGUGACGGAGGCAUUCAUCGCAGAGUGA
This is a messenger RNA of Monascus purpureus, 525 nucleotides long. The record is from the annotation of a GenBank genome assembly. Lineage: Eukaryota; Fungi; Ascomycota; Eurotiomycetes; Eurotiales; Aspergillaceae.